AUGCUACUUCAUCUCAUCAAGAGACUAUUGUUUCACAAAAACUUUGUUUCACAAUUUUCAGCCCCAUUUCGUGCAGAACUACCCACCCCACCCCUACCCCCUACCUACCCACCCACCCCCACUCCACCCUCUCCUGUAGAUACAAACUCCAGUGUUGCACAUCUCUCAAGUGGUGAAUCAGAAUUGGAGUCUUCAGAUGAGGAAUCCAUAGUGGGUCCCGCUGUUGACAAAGAUGUAGCACAUGAAGUUGUUGGAUUGAGAGCUGCAACUUUAGGUCACUCUCUCUGGGAAUCAGCAACCUGUACGCACAGAAAUUACAGAGGCUGCAAUGGAAAGGGUUCAGAAAAACUGUCACUUCUGAUUACAGAAGCAUAUAGAGAUGCCCAUCAAAAGAGUGUCCAGGCCAUGAAAGCACGAAUGGGCGAUCUUGCACAGAGCUUAGGAAUGCCCCAAGUUUUAGAGGUAUAUAGAGUUUCAGAUACGGAACUUGUGAGUGUGCUUCCGAGUGCAGAAGAUGAGGUCAAUGUAGCUUGCUUUCAUCCUCUUGCUGGAAGUGGUCUUGUUUAUGCAACCAAGGAAGGCAAACUUAGAAUCCUUCAGCAUGAUGGUGGUCAUGCGCCCAGACCUGAUCACUUUUUUGAAGCAAGAGCAGUUGAGGAUGAUUCAGACAUUCGAAUGGUAGUGGAUGCAUGUUGUCCCCAUGAUAUAAGAGAAGAGACAGAUCUAGAAUAUUUCUACAGGCAUAUUCCUCUGAAUCGGAUCAAUGGUGAUGCACACUGUUCUUUUCCUUCUUUUUUUGCUGCAUAUGAAGACAUCAAGGAAGGAGAUUUAAGCUCAACAACUUUUAUUGAAUGCUAA
Messenger RNA from Lactuca saligna, 858 nucleotides. NCBI's taxonomy places the organism in Eukaryota, Viridiplantae, Streptophyta, Magnoliopsida, Asterales, Asteraceae. The record is from the annotation of a GenBank genome assembly.